AGAAUAAGUUUGGCGGAAGCUUUUCUCACAGCUGACAUUUUGCUCAGUACUUUGCAGAAUGUUUCGGAGGGUUUGGUAGUUUACCCCAAGGUAAGAGAAAUGAAUCAAGAAGAGAGCUUAUGCACAGCGUUUUGAGCGACAGAUCGCCCCGUGUAAACGACAGAUCGCCCCAUGUAAGCCACAGAUCGCGCCAUGUAAACGAUAGAUCGCCCCAUGUAAGGGAAUCCGGAUUCCGGAAUCGGAGAAAUUCUUGCUUUUGGAAUCUGCAGUGCGGGAAAUUUUUGCUUGUGGAAUCUAAAAUAAUGGCCUUUGGAUUCCGUAAUUCAGCUCUAGGUACCCGGAAUUCCGCAAACCAUUGGAAUCCGGAAUCCAAGUUCCAGUGACAAGGAAUCCAGAAUCCAGUACCUGGAAUCCGGAAUCCAUGGCGUGGAGUCCAGAAUCCAGUCUUAAAUUUCCUUACAUGGGGCGAGACGGACGUCAACCGGAAGUUGGCCUUUUCCCUUCUAAUAUACCUUGACGCUACCACGUUAAUUUUCAAGUGUCUUUUUGCUUACAAGAGGUGAAUUGCUUGAAGAAUUGGACAAAUUACAUAGCUCCAAAGUGCAAAAAGACUUUACUUUCGAUUGCCCUCCGUCGCUCAAAAACGCCUUUGCUUAACCUCUCUAGUCAUGAUCUUCUGUUUUAACGUUGCGCAGUCGCACAUUAUUGUGGUAAAAAUAAUCAUCUUAUUCGAAAGCUGGAAGCAGGGUGGUGCAUUUUAGUACACUACGUUGAACUUUAAUCAGAACCCAAUGGCUCAAUUUGGCCCUUCGUAAACAGUCAGCCUUGUCUGGUUUAUUUUCCAACAAAGCAAAAAAACUGGCCGACAAGGACUAGUCUAGUAGUGAAAUAUUUUCACCGUUACUCGAGAAUGUCUACCAAAGGUUGUAAAAUCACACUAAUCACGUGUUGCGUGAUGACGAUCACGUUCACGAUCGCGGUCUUACGCGCUUUGUUUAUUCAGUGUUUGGCUUGUGAUUUUCCUCCGCCACGGACAGGUUAUUGAACGCUCACGUUCACGAUCGCGAUCUUACGCGAAUUGUCCAUUCGGUGUUUGACUCAAGAUUUUCUUCUGUCGCGACGAACAGGUUAUUGAACGCCAUAUUCGUCAAGAGUUACCGUUCAUGGCGUCUGAAAACGUUAUCAUGGCCAUGGUGAAAACUGGAGGAAGUAGACAGGUAGGAUAAUUGUUGCUCAGUUCUGGAAACUAGAGAUCUUUCUUCAACGUUGUUUAUUUUCGGUACCACGAUAAAAAAGCCAAGAAAACGCCACGCCAAAAAUGUUUGUAGUGAUCUGGUAUUUUAACUCCAGGUGCACUAAGGUAACAGCUGUUUGAUGUCUGUUCUCUGCUUACAAUCAACAUAAUGUUUUUUGAACCAGAAACUAAUAAGACCCUGUCCACACGAAUCCGUUUUUGUUUGAAAACAGAGUUUUUUUUUCUCCGGCUUGGCCUACCGCCCACUUGUAUUCAGUUCGGUGAAAAUGGUCACCGAAAACGCAUCUUUCAAAAACAAUGUCCAGAGUUGAGAGUUUUAUAAACGCUGUUUUGCUGUAAAUGUGUGGACGGAUGAAAACGAGAUUUUUGCAAACGAUUACGUCAUGGUGUUGGAUCCAGUCUAUCCCGCGCAUGAGCUUAGACGUCACCAUCUCGCGGGCUAGAUACCAGUAAAUGCGCAUGCUCCCAUUGAAGAUUGUACCGUUUUCAGUGUGUUGUGAAACGUUAGAAUGCUUNUGUCUGUUCUCUGCUUACAAUCAACAUAAUGUUUUUUGAACCAGAAACUAAUAAGACCCUGUCCACACGAAUCCGUUUUUGUUUGAAAACAGAGUUUUUUUUUCUCCGGCUUGGCCUACCGCCCACUUGUAUUCAGUUCGGUGAAAAUGGUCACCGAAAACGCAUCUUUCAAAAACAAUGUCCAGAGUUGAGAGUUUUAUAAACGCUGUUUUGCUGUAAAUGUGUGGACGGAUGAAAACGAGAUUUUUGCAAACGAUUACGUCAUGGUGUUGGAUCCAGUCUAUCCCGCGCAUGAGCUUAGACGUCACCAUCUCGCGGGCUAGAUACCAGUAAAUGCGCAUGCUCCCAUUGAAGAUUGUACCGUUUUCAGUGUGUUGUGAAACGUUAGAAUGCUUAUGAUUGUAUUUUCUUAUUUCAUUAAAUUUGCAGUAGUUGAUAAAGUAAGCCAUUAUCUCGCCACCGCUAAAAGAGAUGUUUAGAUUGUAACAGGAAAUAUAGUGGGAUAAGAUAAUUAGAAUUAAUCAAUGUUGUAUUUAAUCGGGUAUUACUAGCUUAACCGCACAUACGGAUUAGCAAACCCACGUUUAAUAGGAAAUUAGUUGAAAUUAGUGCCCACGAAUCGAUGUUAAACGUGAUUAAAGAACUCAGACCCCAUUUGAUUAUUGUGACCACGCCGGAAUUACGCUUCUGGGUGUGGACUUCCUUAGCUAAUUAUACGCAGCAGUUUUGUAAAAUUUAGUUAGAUUGAAAUUGAUCGUAGAACGGAACGUGUAAUGUUGAAUAGUGAAGAAUAAAGUCUGAUUUGUACGAAAGUAUACAGUCCUCGAUUGUUGAACCAGCAUGUGCGGAAUCUCUCUCUAUCGCAAGUGGGAAAUUCUGCGAAACAGUGAAUGGUGCAUUUUUGUUUGGGCGGGCAAAAAAGACUCAAAAACGCAAUGUAUGGACGCCGAUUUGUUUUGAAAACUGAGAAAAAGUCUCCGUUUUCAGCAAAAGCGGAUACGUAUGGAGGGGGCCUAAACUGAUUCGCUAUUGGAGUCUCAACACAAAUAUCUCAAGUGUGGGCGAAGUGAUGUGAGACACUUCCGCUUCGUUCUUGUUGUAAUUUGUAUCAAUCUUAUUAACUGUUAUACUAUCAAGAGAUAGCUUUUAUGGAUUUUAAAAGGAUGUGGAAUCAAAUUGAUGGGUUUUUGAUGUAAUGUUUCACAGGAAUGCCACGAAAAGAUCCGCGUUCUCUCCCAGGAGGCUGGGGCGGUUGUCAAGGAGCAGGGUGGCGACAAUGAUUUGGUUGAGAGAAUCAAGGCCUGUGAAUACUUUGCUCCCAUUCACAACCAGCUAGACGCCAUAUUGGAUGCCAGCACUUUCACUGGGCGGGCACCACAGCAG
Messenger RNA from Porites evermanni, 3154 nucleotides. Lineage: Eukaryota; Metazoa; Cnidaria; Anthozoa; Scleractinia; Poritidae. The record is from the annotation of a GenBank genome assembly.